AUGGUUGAGCUUCACGCCGGCAGCUCCAGCACCAUCACCACCACCGACGCCGCCAGGAGGACGCACAAUAACAGGCGAGAUGCAGGCUCAGCAGCUUCGACCGUCCUCCAGCUAACGGCCACGGCCUCCUCCUCCUCCUCCUCCUCCUCCUCCUCCUCCUCCUGCUGCUCCUCCUGCUGCUGCUCCUCCUCCCGCGCAGCAGCCAUGCCUGCCUCGCCGUUGAUCGCCCUGCUGCUGGUCCUGCUGCUCGCUGUCCAGGCCGGCCGCGCAGCCCUCGUCCCCUUCAGAAACUGCCUGCCGGACGCCAUCACCAAGUCUAGUCCCGUCAAGCUGCAGUUCAUACCUCUCUACGUCGCCGCGCAGUUCAACAGCACGCGGCCGGAUCUCAAUCUCAACGUCACUGUCUACGGAAACGUCAGCGGCACCGAGACGAAGGAGCCAUACCCGCCCCCAGACGACCCGCGAUGGAGCAACCCCAACGAGACACUGGGCAAGAUAGUCAGUGUAAACCCGUCGACAAACACCUUUACCACCCUGUUCCCACGGCUAGACGUCGUCAGCUUCUCGGCUGCCGGUGGCUCGGUCCAGCCGUUCUGCGACUCUCUCACCCAGGGCGAGUGUCCUCUCGGGCCCGUCUUCAACUUCACCCAGGAUUCGACGGCGGAUCUGCGGGCGUUCUCGACGACGUUCAAUAUCACUUCGUCCUACGCGUUCGCUUCUCUCCUGGCUACGCUCGAGGUCAAGGCUGGAGACGCUAGCAAGACGCCCUACAGCUGCGUAGUGGCAGACAUCGCCCCAGACCUGGGUGAUCCCCUGAGAUCAGCUCUCGCAUACGUCCCUCUUGCUAUACUCUUGCUCGUUGGCGUGGCUACUGUCUACGCUGCCAUCUACAGCCCCUGGGGAACCACAGAUAUCUUCCGCUGGACCUGCAACUAUGGCCGAGACGAGGACCUCAUCCGUCUCGUCACACCCGGAUUCGCAGACUGCCUGCAGUAUAUCCAGUUCAUCAUACUCACAGGCUCGCUUACCCUGAGCUAUCCGGGCUACUACCAACCCGUCGUCAGCCAGAUCGGUUGGUCCGUCCUCAUGUUCAACCAGAGCUUCGUCAGCCAUGGCAACGGCACGACGCCCCUGAUAGAUGGCGUCUACUCCGUCAACGGCACCUACGGGCUCGACCGCAUGGGCCAGUUCGUUGGCAUGACUCGAGCCGCGGACAUCUGGGCAGGCACUGUCAUCUGGCUACUUGUCAUCCUCGCUGCCGUCACAGCGAUCAUCCUGCUUGGUUUCGGUCUCAGAUGGCUCCAUCACAGCGUCAGCCACAUAGCAGAGCAGGAUCUGCAGUCCAAAAACACAGCCUUCACCAUGGGAAACGUCGUCCGUAUCGUAUUCAACUUCUUCCUUCUCCCGCUAGUCUCACUAUCCAUGUUUCAGCUCGUCGAGGCUGGCUCCUCUCCCGUCUAUGUCGUGGCCCUGGCUGUCAUCUUACUUGUCCUGCUCGUCGGAUUCGCUGCAUGGCUCCUCUAUCUCAUCUUUUGCACCCGUCCUCGCUCGUAUCUCUUUGACGAUCUGCCUACUGUGCUAUUGUACGGGCCACUUUACAACACCUUCAGCGAUGGAGCGGCGCCUUUCGCUCUCAUAUCUGUGCUGCUCACCUGCAUGCGAGGGGUAGCCAUUGGUGCCGUUCAGCCGUCGGGGAUAGCCCAGAUUGCUAUCCUGGCCAUAUGUGAAGUCACCAUGAUCCUCACCCUCAUCGCUUUUCGGCCCUACGAGUCUCCCACUUCGAUGAAUGCAUAUCAUACCAUCUUUGCACUCGUUCGGUGUCUCACUAUUCUCCUAUGCGUUGCCUUUGUUCCCUCGCUCGAUAUUCCGGACCCGGCAAAGGGAUGGAUUGGUUACGUUAUCCUCAUACUACAUGGCAUGGUCCUCAUAUUCGGAUUCUUCUUGAAUGCCAUCCAAACUCUCAUCGAAGUUGUAGCCAGACAAGCUGGAGCCGGUGAUGUAGGAGUCCAGGGUGAGGCCGCUAGAGGUGGUUUGGUAAAGGUAUUUGGUGUCCGUCAACUAUCCCGCCGCACCCCCAGGAAACGCCACGUACCGCGCAGAAGCACCAAUUCCGAGGCUACCAUGCUCAAUGUUGACUUGGAGCGUCCGUCAACUCAGCUCGACAGUGAGCGACCCAGAAGUUUUUCGGGCAGCUCAGCUGUCCUGCUAAAUCGGCCUGGCUUGGACCAGGCAAGCACCGGCUUUGAGUCCGGGGCAGGGAGUCUGUUCAAUGCCAGCAACCCGCGUGGACCGGGCAGCGGCCCGUACACACCUACCACCCCGGGAGCCUUCUCAACCGGGCCAGGACAAGCUUCAGGCGGCGGCGGGUCACCGCGCAGCGGCAUCAUGCAUAUGCAUUUUAAACACGAGACGGCAGACCCGUACUACCGUCCGCCCCGGCAACGGCGCGCUACCCUUGAAGGAAUACGCCACACUUCAUGGAAUAGCAGCGAUAUGGGCAACGGACAGUCAAGCCGUGCGGCUAACACUCCCGAUCUGGAUCCAGACGCAGACCAUGAUGCCGAUGUCCUAGCUAAUCACCCUGUCGGUAAUGGAAGCACCCCAACGCCAGCUUAUCUCGGCGCACCCAGAGAAGAUCCCGAUGGCGACGCAGAUGGUGAUCCUUCCCUUCGAACAGAUUAUGCAGUUCGCGAAGUAGACUUUUACUACCGGGUUAGAGGCCCUGCACUGUCGCAUUCCGCUACUAGGAAACUCAAGACUGGUCCUGCUGAUCCCACUGGCCCUGUAUCAUCGGCCAGCGGAUGGCUAAAGAACCUAUUCGGUGGGAAAACAAAAGAUAAAGGCAAGGGUUUCGAGGUUGUCCGAAGCUCUCGUGCGCCUCCCCAGGCUGCAAUGCAGCGACCACCACCGCCUGAGCAGGAUAAAUUCACAGAGCCUUACAAGGAUGACCCUGACACUGCACAGGAUCCAAAUACUACUGCUACCACCUCAGGUCCUGCUCCAGAUCCUGAUCCAAAAGCUUCGCCUGUCACUGAAAAGGCCAAAGCAGCGGCUACGGCAGACAAUGACAAACCAGUCCUACCACCUAUUCUGCUUGAAGACGCUAUCGAAUUACCCAGCCGAGCAAACACUCGCAAUGUCCCACCAGAUGCUACAUCCGCUCAUUCACGCUCCCAAUCCCAAUCACAUCCUGGAGCCCACGGCGGCAUGCGAAUAAGGCCACCAACUAUCCCCCGCAAAAGCUCAAAGCGCGGUAGUUCCGUUGACCUAAAAGACGUAAAACCUGGUGCAGCAGGGUCUUUCAUGGGCGGGCCCCAUUCCCGUAACAGUUCUCGGGACUACGAAGCCACCAACUCCGAGGCGCUCGUUCCUCAGCGGACGUUGUCAAACCGAAUUAUCCAGCAGUCACGAUUACCGUUUGGUUCAAAGUCGUCUUCAACACACAGUGCUCCUGUAUCACUCGACUCUAAUGAUUCGAUGGCACAACCUCAUGCUACUGCUGAUGGGACAGAUACGACUGACCAGCCUUCUUCUCCAGGACCCAGACAGAGAAACACAUCAACUGCGACUUUCGAAGCUACUCGACGAGGAAAGUUGAAGGGCAUGGGAUACGUCCAACAGCAUCGAGCCAGCGACCACAUCCAUGAAACAAGCUUAUCCGGUGGCAGCGCCGCAGAGUUCAUAGGCGAGCACCCUCUUCCACCUACCUCCACUCCCUCAUCCUGA
Trichophyton benhamiae CBS 112371 is the source of this 3726-nucleotide messenger RNA. RefSeq lists its product as uncharacterized. Lineage: Eukaryota; Fungi; Ascomycota; Eurotiomycetes; Onygenales; Arthrodermataceae. The transcript is spliced from 3 exons. Gene Ontology annotation, biological process: transmembrane transport. Bases 1 to 3726 code for a protein of 1241 amino acids. The record is from RefSeq and is a predicted model, not a curated record.